Molecule: messenger RNA, 1290 nt
Organism: Symbiodinium sp. CCMP2456
Lineage: Eukaryota; Dinophyceae; Suessiales; Symbiodiniaceae
Source: the annotation of a GenBank genome assembly
AUGAUUGCAAAAUUCACACCCAUGGCCGCCGUGGCCAUGGCUUGUUCCUUCGUGCUCACUGUUGGGCGGCGACAGGGGGGUCCUCACGAGCUGCUGGAUCCAACAGGGACCAUAGACGUCGGUCUCGCCAAGGCUGAGGCAGCGGUCGAGAGCGAAAUUGAGCUCGUGGGUUCUGAGCUCCGCUCUGCCCAAGAGUCUGAGAGACAGGCAUGGGCAAGAAUUUCAAGCGUUACCCAAGUGGGUCCUACCCUGGAUGACAUAGCAGCAAAGGUCUCGACGAACUUCUUGAUCUCUAGCGAGGAUGUACCUCCUUCGGACCCCCAAGGGAUGUACUGGCUGCAGGUCCAGAUGUCGGCCUUCGAUUCGGAUGGAUGCAACCGCUUCAAGUCCUUGGUGGCUGGAGAGAUGCAAAAGCUGCAGUUCCCCAUUAGCCUGCUGCCAAUGACUUGCGAGGGAGCGAAGCUCCGCGUGCGGUGCCUUCCCCGACCGCUUCCUGAUGGAGCGCCAGCAGCCCUUCAGCUGUUCAGUGCUCAGAUCCACCACAUUAACAUCACAGAAGGCACCCUGGCAGAUGUCAGCGACAUCGUGGCCAACAAGGACGCGCCAGUUCUCGAGGAGAUUUUUCAGGGCCUUCGUUACGACUUGGACGUCAGCGUCACGAAGGCUUUGGAAAGGCUUGUCGUUCAGAAGCUUGAGGAUUUCGUGGCAAGGAAGGCUGACCACAAUGUGGCGAUGCUGGACAGAGGCAACUGCAGUGCGGGCGAGCUCCCUUGCAGAUAUGCUUGGGAGGGUGAGUGUUGCAGUACGAGUAGCUGCCAGGACUACCUGACUGAACAGUGCAAGUUCAACGCCACCUACUGCAUGGAAUAUUGCAAGGCCACUCUCGAGUCAGCCAAGGCAGCCGGCGUGGACCUGGUCCAGCAGGUGGUUGGUAUGUUCAAAGGUGCAUCCUCAGACCUCCGCUUGGCCUACGACGACGCUAAGCGGCGAGAGCUUAUUCACAUGACACCCUUGUUGAACAUUUCUUACCAGAGUCUGAUUGGUAGCUUGGCGGACAAUCUCAAGAGCCUUCCUCCGCAUCUGCGUGGCAAUCCCUGGGCCAUGUCUCUUGCCAGCAUACUCGAGGGAGCUACGGAGACAAUGGACACACUGGACUCUGUCGAAAUCAAGAACUUGCCGGGCGUUAAGGCUGUUGUAAGCCUGAAGAACAUGCACCCGUUUAAGCUUUUGGGCAGCAUCAUGCAGGACGUUGGCCUUUUCAAGCUUCUCCGUCAAACUAGCGAAAGCUAG